AUGCCUACCCGACGCGCCGUCGCGCCGACCCGGCACCGGCCCGGCGGUGACCCGGCGGUGUCCGGCGGGGACACCGGCCGCGGCCCGGGCCGGCCCGACCACUCUUCACUAGGUCCAUUAAUGGUGGUGCGGCGACGGGCGGCGUUACACGGCGGUCUCGGUGUGGCUGUGGCUGGAGAGGCGCUCGACGUCGAGGUCGACGGCGAGCGCGUCGCGCGGCUCGUCGCUGGACGAGUGCGAGUAGCGCUUGGACAGCGCCGUCUGCUUGCGCAGCGCCUCCGCCAGCGCCGCGUCCGCCAGCGAGCCGCGCGAGUCCAGCCCCUGCCGGAACGCGUUCACCACGCGGAUCUGCGCGCACAGCACCGCACAUGCACUCGCCGCUCGCGCGCCGCACGCGCGCCGGCGGCGACGAUGGCUUCCGAGCGACCCAACCCUUCCGCUGGCCGGUUUCAUGCCACCAGAGCCGCCGCCCGGUCUCAUCGCCUUGCAGUAGAGUUAAGUGUUACUUAUUUUCUAUUUUCGGAAGACGAAUUGCCUUUAUAUGUAGUACGAUGCCAACUUUAUGACGUUUCGGAACAUCGUGCGUCAAACUGCGCGAUACAAAAUUUUAGGUAUCAGCGGUACGUUAGAGCGCGGCGGGCAUAACCCUGCACGCGACUCCAAUCCAUCCGCGUCUUGUGUUAGCGUACUUUAUUCACAUGAUAGCAUAUGUUGUGGAUAAAUUAUCUGGGCUAUCACGGCCAGUAACCCCUCUGCUUCCGAUUCCGGAGGGUGUGGGUUCGAUUCCGGUCCGGGGCGUGCACCUCCAACUUUUCAGUUGUGUGCAUUUUAAGAAAUUAAAUAUCACGUGUCUCACGGUGAAGGAAAACAUCGUGAAGAAACCUGCAUACACUCUGGUAUGCAGGUUUCCUCACGAUAUUUAAUUUCAUAAAAUGCACACAAAGUUGGAGGUGCAUGCCCCGGACCGGAUUCGAACCCACACCCUCCGGAAUCGGAGGCAGAAGUAUAUCCACUGGGAUAUCGCGGCAUGCGUUAUUACUGUAAACUUUUACGUACUAGGUUGAUAGGAAUUCCGUCUUCCGCAAGUAGAACUAUACUUUAUAUAUUGACUUAUAUUGUAAUUCUGAUUAAUUGUAAAUAAAUUCUUUAAUAUUUAGA
Molecule: messenger RNA, 1158 nt
Organism: Bicyclus anynana (squinting bush brown)
Lineage: Eukaryota; Metazoa; Arthropoda; Insecta; Lepidoptera; Nymphalidae
Exons: 3
Coding region: 1-645 (214 amino acids)
Source: RefSeq, a predicted model, not a curated record